Trichosurus vulpecula (common brushtail) is the source of this 4899-nucleotide messenger RNA. RefSeq names its product IQ motif containing GTPase activating protein 3 (gene IQGAP3). The record is from RefSeq and is a predicted model, not a curated record. Bases 1 to 4899 code for a protein of 1632 amino acids. Gene Ontology annotation, biological process: regulation of GTPase activity; regulation of actin cytoskeleton organization. The transcript has 38 exons. Lineage: Eukaryota; Metazoa; Chordata; Mammalia; Diprotodontia; Phalangeridae. Gene Ontology annotation, molecular function: calmodulin binding; GTPase activator activity; actin filament binding. Gene Ontology annotation, cellular component: cytoplasm.
AUGGAGGGGAGCAGAGCAAGGCCCGGCGGGGCGGCCUAUGAGCGCCUCACUGCAGAGGAGAUGGAUGAACAGAGGCGGCAGAAUGUUGCCUAUCAGUAUCUCUGCCGCCUGGAAGAGGCCAAACGUUGGAUGGAGGCCUGCCUGAAGGAAGAGCUGCCUUCUCCGGUGGAGCUGGAGGAGAGCCUUCGAAAUGGGGUUAUUUUGGCCAAAUUAGGACACUAUUUUGCCCCCGAUGUGGUUCCUUUCAAAAAGAUCUAUGAUUUGGAGCAAAUGCGGUAUAAGGCAAAUGGCCUGCAUUUCCGUCACACUGAUAACAUCAACUUCUGGCUGACUGCAGCAUCUCACAUUGGCCUACCUAAGACUUUUCUUCCUGAGACUACAGACAUCUAUGACAAGAAGAACAUGCCACGGGUGGUUUACUGUAUCCAUGCCCUGAGUCUCUUCCUCUUCCGAUUGGGAUUGGCACCUCAGAUCCAUGACCUGUACGGUAAAGUAAAAUUUACAGAGGAGGAGCUCAACAACAUGACCUCAGAGCUGGCUAAGUAUGGGCUGCAGCUGCCAGCAUUCAGCAAGAUUGGGGGCAUCCUGGCUAGUGAGCUCUCUGUGGAUGAGGCUUCUGUCCAUGCUGCCGUCCUUGCCAUCAAUGAAGCAGUGGAGAAGGGGGUGGUGGAAGACACUCUUGCUGCACUGAAGAACCCCAAUGCCAUGUUGGGGAACCUCCGGGAGCCCUUGGCUGCUGUUUACCAGGAGCUGCUAGCCCAAGUGAAGAUGGAAAAAAUCGCCAACUCCAGGAACUGGGAUGAUGGAGAGAGCCACGACAUCUACGACCGAUAUCUGACUCAGGCGGAAAUACAGGGCAAUAUCAACCAAGUCAACGUUCAUGGAGCUCUGGAGGCUGUUGAUGAAUCUCUGGAAAGACAGAACUCUGGGGCCUUGCUCGAAGCCCUCUGUGACUCAGCUUUGGCCCUUCGAGGAGUGAGGAGGGAUUUUGGUGACUGGUACCUGGAACAACUGAGUUCAGACAGAGAACAGAAAGCGCUGGAGCUGGGCUUGGUAGAGCUCCUGGAGAAGGAGGAGGUCCAGGCUGGUGUGGCUGCAGCCAAUGCUAAAGGCGAUCAGGAACUUGCCAUGCUCCAGGCUGUGAGACGGAUCAAUAGAGCCAUCCGGAGAGGGCUGGCCGCAGAUACAGUGAGGGAGCUCAUGUGCCCUGAAGCCCAGCUGCCUGAGGUGUACCCCUUUGCUGAAUCCAUGUACCAGCAGGAACUAAGUUUGAUUCAGCGGCAACAAGAAGGGGAACUGGCUCAGGAGGAACUCUUUGUGGCUUUGGAGAUGCUCUCUGCUGUUGCCCUGAUUAAUCGGUACCUGGAGGCAGGGGAUGCUGGGGGCUUCUGGAACAGUCUGGUGAGCCCAGCUUUGGGCCUGGCUGAAGUGGAUGGAGAGAAUGCCCAACGUUAUUUUGAUGUCCUGGGAAGGCUGUGGCAGGAACGGAAUGGGGCCGGGGCCUUCCUGAGCUGGAAUGACUUGCAGGCCGCUGUGAGCCAAGUCAAUGGUCAGGUCCAGGAGGAGACAGAGCAGAUCCUCGCAGUCAGUCUCAUCAAUGAAGCCCUGGAUCAGAGAAAACCAGAGAAGACCUUGACUGCCCUACUGUUGCCCUCCGCCGGCCUGGAUAAUAUCACUCCCCCUGUUGGCCCCCUGUACCACCAUAUCCUGACCUCUGCUAAGAGAAAGAAGGCCCAGGUAACAAAGGACCCUGGAGCUGUGCUGUGGUUGGAGGAGAUCCGCCAGGGAGUGGCCAAAGCUAAUCAGGAGACAGAAGCAGCUCAGAAGAUGGCCCUUGGAGUGGCUGCCAUCAACCAAGCCAUCAAGGAGGGGAAGUCAGCCCAGACAGAACGGGUAUUACGUAACCCAGCCGUGGCCCUCUAUGGGGUGGUCACAGAAUGUGCCCGUGACUACCAGAAGGCAUUGCAGGAAACCAUGGAAAGGAAGAAACAACCAGAAAACAAGCUCUUCUGGGUCCAGCACCUGAUGAAGGACGGCAUUGCCUACUACUUCCACCUGCAGACUUUCCAGGGGACCUGGGAACGCCCUCUUGAUUGUAUCCUAAAUACUUCCCACCUCACUCGUGAAGAGAUCCAGGCAGCAAUCACAACAGUUACUGCCGCCCAUGACCGACACCAGCUUUGGAGUGCCAAUGUUGGUUUUAUCGUCCAGCUCCAGGCCCGAAUGCGGGGCUUCCUUGUUCGGCAGGAGUUUGCCAAGCAUUCCCACUUCCUAAAGACCCGGCUCCCAGCCAUUAUCAAGAUUCAGGCUCAUUGGAGAGGUUACCAGCAGAGAAAGAUCUACCAAGAACGGAUGAGGUUCUUAAAGGCAAAUGUGGCUUCUGUGAUGAAGAUCCAGGCCUGUGCCCGGAUGUGGGUGGCUCGGAAGAGAUAUCGAGAAAGACUAAAUUUUUUCCAAGAGAAUAUUAAUUCAGUUGUGAAGAUCCAGGCAUUUUUCCGAGCCAGGAGAGCCCGGGAUGACUACAGGAUGCUGGUCCACGAUCAGCACCCCCCUCUCAGUGUGGUGUGUCGAUUCGCCCACCUCCUGGACCAGAGGCAGCAGGAUUUCUGGGAAGAGGCUGAGCUGCUGAAGCUACAGGAGGAGGUGGUCAGGAAAAUCCGGUCCAACCAGCAACUGGAGCAAGACCUCAACCUGAUGGACAUCAAGAUCGGUCUGCUGGUGAAGAACAGAAUCACACUGCAGGAGGUUGUUUCACACAGCAAGAAGCUGACCAAGAAGAACAAGGAGCAUCUGUCAGACAUGAUGGUGCCGGACAGGCGGAAAGGAUUAAAGUCACUGAGCAAAGAGAAACGGCAGAAAUUGGAGGCCUACCAACACCUCUUCUACCUGCUCCAGACACAGCCCAUCUACCUGGCCAAACUGAUCUUCCAGAUGCCGCAGAACAAGACCACAAAAUUUAUGGAGUCAGUCAUUUUCACCCUGUACAAUUAUGCCUCUAAUCGCCGAGAAGCCUACCUCCUUCUCCAGCUCUUUAAGACUGCCCUCCAGGAGGAAAUCAAAUCCAAGGUUGAACAGCCCCAAGAUGUGGCAAUGGGCAACCCGACGGUAGUCAAGCUAGUGGUUAGCUUCUACCGAAAUGGCCGGGGACAGAGCGCGCUUCGGGAGAUCCUGGGCGGGGUGAUCCAGAGUGUCCUGGAGGACAGGACGCUCAGUGUCCACAUGGACCCCAUUCACCUCUAUAAGACCUGGAUCAACCAGAUGGAAGCCCAGACUGGGCAGCGGAGCUACCUCCCCUAUGAUGUCACCCCUGAGCAGGCCCUGAGUCAUCCUGAGGUCCAGAGACGGAUGGACAUCUCCCUACGAAGCCUUCUUUCUGUGACAGAGAAGUUUCUUGCGGCUAUCACCUCAUCCGUGGACCAGAUCCCGUAUGGGAUGCGUUAUGUUGCAAAGGUCCUGAAGACUUCCCUGGCUGAGAAGUUUCCCAGUGCUACAGAAAGUGAGAUCUGUAAGGUAGUAGGGAACCUCUUAUACUACCGAUUCCUGAACCCAGCUGUGGUAGCCCCUGAUGCCUUCGACAUCGUGGACCUGGCGGCAGGUGGGGCCCUAACAUCCUCCCAGCGCCACGUCUUGGGGGCUGUAGCCCAGCUCCUCCAGCAUGCUGCAGCCGGCAAGCCCUUCUCUGGGGAGAAUGGGCACCUUCGGGUUCUGAACUCCUACCUGGAGGAGACACACCUCAAGUUCAGGAAGUUUAUCUGCAAAGCCUGCCGGGUACCAGAGCCUGAGGAACGCUUCACCAUGGACCAGUACUCAGAUAUGGUGGCUGUGGCCAAACCUAUGGUCUACAUCACUGUGGGAGAGCUCAUUAACACUCACAGGCUGUUACUGGAACAUCAGGACUCAAUUGCACCAGAUCACCGGGACCCUCUGCACGAGCUCUUGGAAGAUCUGGGGGAGCUGCCUACCAUCCUAGCCCUGAUAGGAGAGAAUUUGGCUUCGGAUGGGAACCCGGACAUGAGCCAGCUGGAAAUAUCCCUGACGCUCACCAACAAAUUUGAGGGCCUGGAGACUGACCCUGAGGACACUACCGUCAAGACCCUCUUGCUGAGCACCAAGCAGAUGUUGGUUGAUAUCCUCCAGUUCCAGGCAGGAGAUUCCCUUCAGGAAAUCCUGUCUCUUUCACCAUCAGGAGAACAGGAAACUGCCCAUCGCUUACUGAUGUCCCGACGCCAAGCCUUUGAGGCCCAGACCCCAGAGCCACUGAAACGCCGUCGAUCCCUGGCUGCCCAGUCCCUCUUGUCGAUAAGAGAAAAGCAACGGAGAGUCCUGAAGAACCUGCGUCACCUUGAGAGUCUGGGACUUGUGACUUCUGCUGACAGCUACCAGGGGCUGGUGGAUGAAAUAGCCCAGGAUAUUCGAAACCAGCGCCGUUACCGGCAGAGGAGAAGAAUAGAGCUGGUGAAGCUUCGGGCCACCUUCCAGGGCCUACAGGCCAAGACGGCCUUCUACGAGGAGCAGGGCGACUAUUACAACCAAUAUAUUCGCACCUGUCUGGACAACCUGGCCUGCGGCAACAAGAAUGACAAAAGGGGGAAGAAACAGCCAUCUCUGCGCUAUACUGCUGCCCAGCUGUUCGAAAAGGGAGUCUUGGUGGAAAUUGAGGACUUGCCGGUCACUCAUUUUCGCAAUGUCAUCUUUGACAUCAUUCCCGGGGAAGAGGCAGGAAAGUUUGAGGUGAAUGCCAAAUUCAUGGGCGUGGACAUGGAGAGAUUUCAGGUUCACUAUCAGGACCUGCUCCAGCUCCAGUACGAAGGCGUGGCCAUCAUGAAACUCUUCAACAAGGCCAAAGUCAACGUCAACCUCCUCAUCUUUCUUCUCAAUAAGAAGUUAUUCCUGAAAUGA